Messenger RNA from Limulus polyphemus (Atlantic horseshoe crab), 1389 nucleotides. It is a transcript of the gene mRpL1, whose product is annotated as 39S ribosomal protein L1, mitochondrial-like. The record is from RefSeq and is a predicted model, not a curated record. The transcript has 10 exons. Lineage: Eukaryota; Metazoa; Arthropoda; Merostomata; Xiphosura; Limulidae. Bases 9 to 1223 code for a protein of 404 amino acids.
ACUGCAAAAUGGCUACCUUGUUAAGGAUUUCUCGGAUUUUCCAGCAAUUGCAAGUUCCAACUCAAUGGAAUAUUCUACCUUUUUCUUGUUAUUUUCAUAGUCAAGGUGUCACUUUUUCUGAGCUCAUGUACAGAAAAUCCAUGCAGUGCAUAUCUUUAAGUUGUAUAGAUAAGGGUUUGCUUCCUGGUUCUCAGAAUCAACAGGUCAGAUACUAUGCUGCAAGAAGAGGAAAACGUGAGAAAAUGAAAGCAACUAAAAAAUCACAAAAGAAAGAAGUUGUGAAAAAAGAAUUUGUACCUUAUCACAUCAAAAUGGCCAUGAAAAAUAUUGUCAUUAAACCUCGCCGGGAAAAUGUUGAUCACUGGUUAAAGACACCACCCAUUGAUGAUGUUUGGAGAGCAAAGUUUUACAAGAAAAAAAUUUAUUCUGUAAUGGAGGCUAUUGAGAUGCACAGGGAAACACAUCAUCCUACAAUACUGAAUGAGCCUGAAGCAAUUCUCAGUUCAACUAUUGAAUUAGACAUGCGAAUGCCAAAAAAGAACCGCUACCUCGAUAACUUCACAGGCACAAUCAAAUUACCAUAUGAGCUCAAAAUGGAUAAUAAUAAGAAGAAAGUUUUAGUUUUUUGUAAGGACUCAGAAGAUCAAACUGGAGCAUUAAAAGCUGGGGCUUUCAUGGCAGGGAGCAGUGGUGUAAUCAAACAGAUUCAAACUGGGGAAUUAACUGUUCAAGAUUUUGACCACGUGGUUGCUCAUAUAGAUAUGUUAGCUGAACUAGGAACUAUCAGAGGUCUUCUGAAAAAGUCUUUUCCUAACAGAAAUAAAGGAAAUCUGGGGACUGAUAUAGUACCACUUGUUGAACUUUUCGUACAAGGGGUAGACUACAAAUCAAACAAAGAUGAGCAUGAACUAGAUUUUGGUUGGGUGGAUGUGCCUAUUGGACGAUUAAAUAUGGAAACUAAUGAACUCCAGCAGAACCUUUUCACUGUUUUAAACCAGGUGGAAACUCACAAGCCAAAAGGUGUGGCAGCUCCGUUCAUCACCCGUGUUCUACUCUUUUCUGAACCAUCUCAAGAAAAGUUUGUGAUACCACAUUGGGAAUAUCUUGAAGGUUAUAAGGAUCCUAAUACUUUAAAAUCUGAAGAAGUAACGCUUGAACAACAGACUGAGGAAGAUGAUGACACUGAUACUGAUGAAGUGGAGCAUACUCGUGUUGCAUCAUGAAAAGUAACUAUAAAAAUUGAAUUCAUGAUUUGCCUGAUGUUUCCUUUAAACAGUCCAAGAGAAGAAACUAUGUCAAAUUUUUGUAUAGUUUAGGUCUAAUUUUUUUGUUGCCAUAACCAUGUGUGGUUUAGUUGUAAAUAAAAUUGGAAGUUUAUAUUCAUUUAUG